GCAGGACCAAUAGCAAUAAUGAAAACUCUGAUGAUCCUGCUGACUCUCCCAAUAAUGAUAAUUCUAAUGAUUCUGAUGAAGAAUACGAAUCUAUUGCUAAGCCUAGUAAUUUCCUAAAUAAAGCAUAUCAUAUGCAGUCUCGCUCAAAAAGUGUUCUAACUAGAACUAGUUUAUCCACA
Messenger RNA from Racocetra persica, 179 nucleotides. NCBI's taxonomy places the organism in Eukaryota, Fungi, Glomeromycota, Glomeromycetes, Diversisporales, Gigasporaceae. The record is from the annotation of a GenBank genome assembly.